AUGCGAGGAUCAGGGAGUGAAGAGUUGGGGGGAGGCUACUGUUUGGAGAAGCAGCUGAGAAAGGAAGAGGCGGAUGUAGACCAAAAACUAGAGAGGCUGAGGGAGCAACUCUUAGCAAAACUGGGGGCAUGGGAUAACAGCAGCCCCUUGCUACCUCCCUCAUCCCCAUUUGUGAGAUGGGUGCAGCAGGAGACUAUUCUUAGGAAGUUUAUGAUGCCACCGAUGGCCGCAUACGAUGGCACGGGAAACCCCCCAGAGCAUGUCCUCAACUAUAAGAGGUUUAUGGAGCUUCAAACCCAUUCUAAUGCUCUAAUGUGCAAAGUCUUUCCUACCACCCUCACCGGAUCAGCUCGGGCAUGGUUUAACAACCUAGAAGCGAGAAGCAUUAAAAACUCCAUGGACCUGGCUAAUGUAUUUAUCAGCAGGUUUAUUACAGGGGUCCCAGCGGAGAGAAAAAUUAGUUAUUUGGAUACAGUCAGGCAAAGAAGGAAUGAGUCUCUGAGAGAGUACAUAGCCAGUUUCAACUCUAAGGCUUUGCAGAUUUUCAAGUUCAACGAGAAAGAGCAAAGACCAUACCAUCCCCGGAUCCCCGAGGUAAUCACUCCUCUGAAUGUGUCUAGGGCCGACGUGCUUGUGGUUGUACAGGACAAGGACUUUAUACAAUGGCCCAAACCCAUGAAAGCCGAGGCCAGCCGAAGAGAUCCGAACAAGUACUGUCAAUAUCAUCGAAUGCAUGGCCACGACAAUAACGAUUGCUUCCAACUGAUAAAUAAGAUAGACAGGCUCAUCAAAAGGGGGCAUCUCAGAAAUUUUGUGAAGAAACCAGAAGGGCAGAGACCUCAGCAAAAUGCUGUGGUAGAAAGACCUUGCAGGCAGACAGAAAGACUUGUGAAUGACGGCUCUAACGGAACGAUAAACAUGAUCGUAGGAGGAACUAGGGGACGAAUGAGUAGGAGGGGGAAGAAGAGAAGCAUGAAUGGAGAAAGGAGCAGUACCGAGAUCAUGUAG
This is a messenger RNA of Manihot esculenta (cassava), 1008 nucleotides long. RefSeq lists its product as uncharacterized. NCBI's taxonomy places the organism in Eukaryota, Viridiplantae, Streptophyta, Magnoliopsida, Malpighiales, Euphorbiaceae. The record is from RefSeq and is a predicted model, not a curated record. Bases 1 to 1008 code for a protein of 335 amino acids. The transcript has 2 exons.